Leguminivora glycinivorella is the source of this 2155-nucleotide messenger RNA. RefSeq names its product leucine-rich repeat-containing protein 58. The transcript has 4 exons. Gene Ontology annotation, molecular function: protein binding. Bases 183 to 1256 code for a protein of 357 amino acids. Lineage: Eukaryota; Metazoa; Arthropoda; Insecta; Lepidoptera; Tortricidae. The record is from RefSeq and is a predicted model, not a curated record.
AAGUCGGCUUGAUCUGUCUGCACGCACCGCGAGGGGCGCGAGGCGACCGCGGUCCGCGGAGGCACAGGCAGUUGCGCGCGCGCCUCGAGCUAAGGCGCGCGGAUACAUUCGUAGCUCGUACCUAUAAUGUGAUUUGUAACACUUCAGUGCACAACAAGGAUUUAUUGUCAACAUCGAACAAAAUGGAGUGCUACACAUCCGACAGCUGUGAUAGCGACAGUAGGGAACAAAAGACUCUGGACCUGUCCAACCAGUUGUUGGACACGAACGGUCUGGCGCUGGAACUAAAAGGGAUUGUCGAUGAGAAGGACUGCGCGGAAAAUUACGAGAUCGUUCUCCUGUAUAGCAACAGAAUAAGCGCAUUACCCGAGACUAUAAACAGGUUUUGCAACUUGAAGAUAUUGGACGUCAGCCACAACAGACUCAAGACCCUACCUGAUCUGCUGAAGUAUUGCCCACUUACAUCCCUCAUAGCUAAACACAACUUGCUAACUAACGAAUCGCUGCCAAAAUGCUUCUUCUCCGCGAAAAACACUUUAAAGGAACUUAAUCUUAGUGGGAACCAACUCAGCUCUUUCCCAGAACAAGUAAUAGAGUUAACAUCACUGCGUUAUCUCUAUAUGGGCGGAAACAAUAUAGUCAAUAUACCAAAGGAUAUAUGGAAACUCAACAGUUUACAGAUUCUUUCACUAGGAGGAAACCAAAUCAUCGAAGUCCCCGAUGCAGUAGGAAGACUAACGGGUCUGCAGGCCCUUGUGUUGAGUGACAAUCAUAUAGAACAGCUCCCGAAUAGUAUAGCAAACCUGAACCAGCUGCGGUCGCUGCUCAUCCACAGAAACAAACUUAAAACACUGCCUACUCAAAUCAUCAAAUUAAGAUGCCUAACAGAGCUGAGUCUCCGAGACAACCCUCUCGUGGUGAGGUUCGUGCGAGACAUGACACUGCAGCCCCCGUCUCUCCUAGAACUCGCUGGCCGGACCAUCAAGCUACAUGAGAUCCCCACCUUGCCCGGCGAGGUCCCGAGGGACCUGAUCAACUAUUUAGGCGCAGCGCAGUGCUGCGUUAAUCCGAAGUGCAAAGGCGUCUUCUUCGACAACCGCGUGGAGCACAUCAAAUUCGUCGACUUCUGCGGCAAAUACCGGAUCCCACUUCUGCAGUACUUGUGCAGCUCCAAAUGCAUCACAGGCAGUUGGGAGAGCAGGGAAACUGACAGCAACCCCCAUCCUCACAUGAUGCGGAAGGUUCUUCUGGGAUAACGCCCAAAAUUAUCAUGAAAUACCCGUGUCUGUGAUUACUGGAAUACUAUUGGAAAAGCUCUAUAGCGCUAACAGACGGGCCUACUGGACUUCAACCGGUGUCAGGCUAUGAUAAUUUGACAUACGAGAGAAGCUAACCUGACCAGACCAAGGUCGCAGGCACGUACGCCCGUCUGUUACAGGUUUUAAAAUCUUGAUCAUGAGGACCUUAAGACUUCUGAUCUCUGGCUUGCAUGAAAGGCUUUCUAGUAAAAUACUUUGUGAUACCAUUAGUAAAUAAUUAUUUAAAUAAACAAAAAGCAUAUCAUAAUAUAUUUUAAAUAUGUUUGGCUUUUGAAUGCAGGUAUGAAAUUGAGAUUUUUUACACCUUUUAAUUUGAAAACAAACUAAAAUUUACACGAGUUUAAUAAGUUAAGCUUAGAAAGGAUUGGAUAACUUCAGAUAAGAAUGAUAAUAAAAAUAAAUAUAGGUGUUUUUAUAAAUUCAAACCUAGUUUGAAGCAUAAAAAAAUAUUAUCAUCCGUUCCAGAUGUCUGUGAUUUCAAAAUUAAGAGGAGAAUGGUUCAGCGAGUGUAGACGAAUGCACAAACGCUCACGAAACGAAACGCUCGUAGAUAUCUAUAUCUAUCGCUCUUGCUUAGCGCGACAGUCAGACUUCCUUUCGCGGCGUUUCGUUUUUGUUUUGCGUCGUAGAAAUGCAAUUCGGCUAUGGGGCCAGGUUUAUGAGCUUCAAUAAAAAUUUAGAUUAUUUUAUUGCAUAUUUUUGUAUCCAAGUUUUAAUAGGUACAUUGUGUUAUACUGUAUAUUUUGUUUAACAAUUUGUUUUAACUAUAAGUAACUACAAAUCAUUUAUUUCCUUAUUACUCUAAAUAAUAAAAUAAAUGUUAUUGAAAGUUUCUU